Cebus imitator (Panamanian white-faced capuchin) is the source of this 3449-nucleotide messenger RNA. RefSeq names its product purinergic receptor P2X 6 (gene P2RX6). The record is from RefSeq and is a predicted model, not a curated record. Gene Ontology annotation, biological process: response to ATP; monoatomic cation transmembrane transport. The transcript has 12 exons. The coding region runs from base 1143 to 2468 and encodes 441 amino acids. Lineage: Eukaryota; Metazoa; Chordata; Mammalia; Primates; Cebidae. Gene Ontology annotation, cellular component: nuclear inner membrane; plasma membrane. Gene Ontology annotation, molecular function: purinergic nucleotide receptor activity; extracellularly ATP-gated monoatomic cation channel activity; ATP binding.
CUGCUGGACCGCGUCUUCUGCAUCCUCAGCCCCAGCCCGCCUCCCUCAAUCCCGGAGGGAGAAGACCCCAAGGGGAGGAGACGGGCCUAAUCCUUGCCCCUAGCACCAUGUCUCCAGGUUGGAGUCUGAAUCGGCCUCGGAACCCUGCUUGGCCUCGGGGACCCCUGCAAGACCGCCGUCGAUUCUUCCUCCUGCUCUUCAUCCUCCCCAGAUCUCUCCCAGGAACCCUUCAUGGUUACGCCCCUUUCGCAGUCUCAAACACUGAGGAGGCGACCGCUGGGCGUCUCACCCAGAGCGCGGCCCGGGAUGUGGGCGGAGUCUGAGGCUGCGAUGACCACUCGAAUGUGGCGUCCAUCGACUGGCGUCCGCCACGGCCAAUAGCGACGCCCUUCUCCGCGGCUGUCGCCCGGGCAACCCGGUGUUGUUGGUUGCCGUAGAAACAGCGGCCGGACUGUGCUGAGGCUCCUCGCCUGAGCGGAUAAACUGCACGCGCCAUGGGCCGUGCACUGGGUUGGGCGCCUUGUGGGCGUUUAUCCUCCCUGCUUCCCUAGGGGGUUCCAGCAUCGCCCCACUUUCACGGACUGGGAAACACACCUAACUCCAGGACUUGUGUUUUCCUCACUGCACUGGGGAAAGUGGUGGGGACACCUCUUCAGUAGGGCUUGGGGAACUGCACAGAGCCAGGUCACCCUCUGAUUCUGUGGCUCUCAGUUCUCUUGCAUGCUCUAGUCUUUGGAUACGCUGCUCCCGGCACCAGGAACCUCCAUCCCCGUCUUUGUCUGCUUUUGAACUUCAGAAAUCUGCAAGUGUCAGCUCAGAGGUCACUUCUGAAGCUUUCCACAACACCCUCCCAGCCCCUCUGCUGCUGCCCUCAGGCCGUCCUCUCACAGCACUGAUAACAGCUGUCCUUGCCAGAGGACAGAGGACAGGGACAGAGCUGCUGUUCUCUGUGUGUCAAGGCCCAGCAAAGGGAAUGUAGGGAGGUGGGAGGUGCAGGGCAGCUGGAGUUAGGGGCCGACGGCUGGGUGUUGGAGGCUGGAUCCUGCUCUAGUGGAAGUGUCCCUUUAACAGCAGCUGCCUGGCCUGGCUCGGGCCCUGCUUUGCCUCCUGUUCUGCUGUGCCUGCAGCUGCCAUGCUGACUCAUGUGCCCGAAGCUAGCAGGAGCUGGCAGCAUGGGCUCCCCAGGGGCCACAGUAGGCUGGGGGCUUCUGGAUUAUAAGACGGAGAAGUAUGUGAUGACCAGGAACUGGCGGGUGGGCGCCCUGCAGAGGCUGCUGCAGCUUGGGAUCGUGAUCUAUGUGGUGGGGUGGGCUCUCCUCACCAAAAAAGGCUACCAGGAGCGGGACCUGGACCCCCAGGUUUCCAUCAUCACCAAACUCAAAGGGGUUUCUGUGACUCAGAUCAAGGAGCUUGGAAACCGGCUGUGGGAUGUGGCUGACUUCGUGAAGCCGCCUCAGGGAGAAAACAUGUUCUUCUUGGUGACUAAUUUCCUUGUGACGCCAGCCCAAGUUCAGGGCAGAUGCCCAGAGCACCCUUCUGUCCCACUGGCUAACUGCUGGGCCGACGAGGACUGCCCCGAAGGGGAGAGAGGCACGCACAGCCACGGCAUAAAAACAGGCCAGUGUGUGGUUUUCAAUGGGACCCACAGGACCUGUGAGAUCUGGAGUUGGUGCCCGGUGGAGAGUGCUGCUGUGCCCUCGAGGCCCCUGCUGGCCCAGGCCCAGAACUUCACACUGUUCAUCAAAAACACCGUCACCUUCAGCAAGUUCAACUUCUCCAAGUCCAAUGCCUUGGAGACCUGGGACCCCACCUAUUUUAAGCGCUGCCGCUAUGAACCACGAUUCAGCCCUUACUGUCCUGUGUUCCGCAUUGGGGACCUCGUGGCCGAGGCUGGAGGGACCUUCGAGGACCUGGCGUCACUGGGUGGCUCUGUGGGCAUCCGGGUUCACUGGGAUUGUGACCUGGACACCGGGGACUCCGGCUGCCGGCCUCACUACUCCUUCCAGCUGCAGGAGAGGAGCUACAACUUCAGGACAGCUACUCACUGGUGGGAGCCACCGGGUGUGGAGGCCCGCAGCCUGCUCAAGCUCUACGGAAUCCGCUUCGACAUCCUCGUCACUGGGCAGGCAGGGAAGUUCGGGCUCAUCCCCACGGCGGUCACACUGGGCACCGGGGCAGCUUGGCUGGGCGUGGUCACCUUCUUCUGUGACCUGCUGCUGCUGUACGUGGACAGAGAAGCCCAUUUCUACUGGAGGACAAAGUACGAGGAGGCCAAGGCCCCGAAGGCAACCACCAACUCUGUGUGGAGCGAGCUGGCCCUUGCAUCCCAAGCCCGACUGCCCAAGUGCCUUGGCCAGAGCUCAGCAUCUGCACCCACAGCCACUGCUGCUGGGAGUCAGACACAGACACCAGGGCGGCCCUUUCCAAGUUCUGACGCCCACUUGCCAGCCCAUUCCAGAGGCCUAUAGCUGUUCCCUGCUGGUUGAGAGUUGGGGGUUGGGAAGGAUGGGGCCCUGCCUGGGGAUUUCAAGGAUAAAGCCCCAGCAUGUGGGGGUUGGGGAAUUCCACCCUUGAACCCCAGCAGACAAUCCCUCCCCGACUUCCGCCUUGGCAGGGUGCUGCCUCGGGGAACCACAGUCAGCUUUGUGUAGAGACGGCAACAGAACUUGGCCCAUGGAGACGGUGAGAGCCCAGCAGGCACCUGUAUUGCAGGGCUCCGACUGCAUAUGGCAGGGGCUCCUGCUGCAUUUGGGCCUAGAGGUCUCUCUCCCAGGCUGUCCCCAGUGUUCCUAGCAGAGGUCUGCCCACCAGCUGUCAGCACAGACCCUCCUGCUGCCUGGCCCCUGGCCCUCCUCCCCCAUCUGCACCUCAUCAUAGGUAGACAUCCCACCCUCCCAUCUGUCCUGCACGGGGCUGUGCAACUGGAGCCAAAAGGGCAAGGUAGAAAGACGAGGAUGGGGGAAGGGGUGUCUCAGCUUGUCUGGUGCUGUGAUGCGGGUCCUUAUCUAGCGAAUGGGGUGGAGUAGGCAGAUAAUCCACAGCUCUAUCCCCCAGGCGAUGGUGUAGCAUGUGUCUUGGCCCACACCUGCUCAGCUUGGAGGAGCAGCUGCUUUCCAGUGGUAGCCCUCUGGCUUUGGAAGGCUGGGACAGGGAACAGAGGGCGGCAGGACUGAGUUGGUGAUCACUGUGUCCUUCGGGACCUUCUGUGUCCCUCCUCAGUGACCCCCAAGCCCAACCCCUUGGAAGCUUUUCUCCAGGCUUCCUGAGAGCCCUGGAGGUGGCAGGCUGUACAUCUGAAAUUCACUUCAGUCCAAAUCAUACCCAGGAAGCUGUCUGGGUAGCUGCUUCAGGGAGGCCCUGACUCUGAUCCAAGGCUGGGUGGAGUGGCUGGAAGGAAUGGUUCCAAACAAUACAUCCAGGUCUCCCUCAGGCUGGCCAGGUUUUGCAUC